Messenger RNA from Anguilla anguilla (European eel), 4591 nucleotides. Its product is annotated as anthrax toxin receptor 1-like. Gene Ontology annotation, cellular component: membrane. Bases 494 to 2350 code for a protein of 618 amino acids. The transcript is spliced from 18 exons. The record is from RefSeq and is a predicted model, not a curated record. Gene Ontology annotation, molecular function: signaling receptor activity. NCBI's taxonomy places the organism in Eukaryota, Metazoa, Chordata, Actinopteri, Anguilliformes, Anguillidae.
AGGGGGAAAAAAAACAGCUGAAAGUUAGGAAAUAGUUUGAGGCUCUAAGACACAAUGACAGAACCCAUGGUGCAGCUGUCUGGAAGAAGCAUACAUUCUGCACCCCACAUGCACGAGAAAUAAGAAGCAAAAGCAACAUAUGGAGUUUGUAUGUGUAAAGGUGCAUGCAUGUGCAUGAGUGAGUGAGUGAGACUCUGCCUCUGCCUCUGCUCAGCACCCCCUGAUUUAGUCCAGACUGCCUGGGAUCGCAGCAUCUCUACUCUCGCAUUGUUGGACCACUACUGAGCCCUGAAGGAUAUCCUGAUCCUGCCCAUCUUCUGCGUCAAACUGCUGAUCCCUGUUUUUUGGAAUCGGAAGACGGCAAAACAAUAGGGGAAUACUGUCACAGCGGCAAAAAGAAGAAAAAAUUCCUGCUUCUUCUUCUUCACUUUUUUUCCCGGGGUCAAUUUUCUUCUGUUUUUUUUUGUUUGUUUUUUUUUUGUCCUCUGGAAUAAUGUCUGCCGGCGGGUCCACGGGGGCAUGGUUUUCAGCAAGGCUUUGUGCCAUGCUGGUGCUGUUGGCAGUGGGCAGCAUGGAGCCGACCAAGGACAAGGCUAAAGAUCGAGCCUCCUGCUAUGGAGGAUUUGACCUCUACUUCGUGUUGGACAAAUCUGGGAGUGUGCAGCACCACUGGACUGAAAUCUAUCACUUUGUUGAACACCUGGCUCAUAAGUUCAUAAGUCCGCAGCUGCGAAUGUCCUUCAUCGUCUUCUCCACCGAGGGCAGGAUCCUCAUGAGGCUUACGGAGGAUCGGGAGAGGAUUCGUAAGGGCUUAGAGGAGCUCCAGAUGGUGCAGCCAGGAGGAGACACCUACAUGCACGAGGGCAUCCAAAGGGCCAGUGAGCAGAUAUACUAUGGAAACACAGAAGGGUACCGGACAGCCAGCGUUAUCAUCGCCCUAACGGAUGGGGAGCUGCAUGAAGACCUUUUCUACUAUGCUGAGAGAGAGGCCAACCGCUCGCGGAGUCUGGGCGCCUCGGUGUACUGCGUGGGGGUCAAGGACUUCAAUGAGACGCAGCUGGCAAAGAUUGCGGACAGCAAGGACCAUGUGUUCCCAGUCAAUGAUGGGUUUGAGGCUCUGCAGGGGGUCAUUGAUUCGAUAUUAAAGAAGUCCUGUAUUGAGAUACUAGCAGCUGAGCCCUCUAGCAUCUGCGCAGGAGAGACGUUCCAAGUGGUGGUGAAAGGAAAUGGCUUCCUGCACGCCCGCAACGUGGAGAAGGUCCUGUGCAGUUUCCGCAUCAACGACACCCUGACCAAAAUGGAGAAGCCGUUGGUGGUGAAGGACACUUACCUACUUUGCCCCGCGCCAGUUCUCCGGGAAGUGGGAACGGCGGCCUCUCUCUUCGUCAGCAUGAAUGAUGGCCUGAGCUUCAUCUCUAGCUCAGUCACCAUCACGACCAUGGGCUGCUCUGAUGGGAAAAUCCUGGCCAUUGCUCUGCUCAUCCUGAUGCUGCUGCUUGUGUUAGCCCUGGUCUGGUGGUUCUGGCCCCUGUGCUGCACGGUGAUUAUCCACGAACCCCCUCCUCCGGUUGUUGAAGACAGCUCGGAUGAAGAGGAUGAUGGGUUUCCUAAGAAGAAGUGGCCUACAGUGGACGCCUCCUACUAUGGGGGCAGAGGGGUGGGAGGAAUCAAAAGGAUGGAGGUUCGCUGGGGAGAGAAGGGCUCCACGGAGGAAGGUGCCAAGCUGGAGAAGGCCAAGAAUGCGCGGGUGAAGAUGCCCGAGCAGGAGUUUGAGCUGCCGCCGGCCCGCACCCUCAACAACGGCAUGCGCAAACCACUGGGACCUCGAAAGUGGUACUCGCCCAUCAAGGGCAAGUUGGAUGCUCUGUGGGUGCUCUUGAGGAAAGGCUAUGACCGCGUGUCUGUGAUGAGGCCACAUCCCGGAGACAAGGGCCGCUGCAUCAACUUCACCAGAGGGAAAUCCAACACAGCCCCUCGUUACCCGUUCUACAACCAUCAUUCCACUCCUAUUUAUAGCCCCCCGCAAAACUGCAGCCCUCCCCCUCCCCAAGGCAUGCUUCCUCCCUCCCCUCGCAGCUCUACCGCGUCCCCUUCCCCUUCCCCUUCCACCACUUCCACAUUGCCCCCGCUGCCUCCCACACCCCCUCCUCUUUCUAUCACCCCGCCCCCUUAUACUCCUCCCCCAACCCGUGCCCUGCCUCCAACUUCCCUAUAUCUGCCCGCACCCCCAGCUCCACCGUCACCUCCCCCUCCUGCAUCUCCGAUGGGUUCCCUACCCCCUCUCCCUCUGUCACCGCCCCCUAGCCGUGCCCCUCCCCCUGCCCGCCCUCCACCACGCCCUUCUCUGUAGAGUCACAGAGUUAACUGAAGUGGGAGGGACGAGAGCUUCCUGGGACUGUCCAGCUCAAAAGUGUCAACUGAAGCUACCCGAAUGUCCCUCCCCCUGUUACCCCAACCUCCCCCCACCUCCCAUCCCUGACUGUUCUCUCACUUUCAACUCCCAGUCAAACCACUCCAGCUAAGCUUUCCACAUGACUUCAGCUACACAAACAACCAGCUGAGAAGCUUGCUGCAAGAAAAAAAGGACAAUAACAGUGAGCAAUUUGCUGUUUUGCUUUUUUUUGGGAGCAAAUCAUUUGCUGUAAAGCAUGGACUAAGCAUAAAAUGAUGUGCGUUUGGCUGCUCCAAGAAUUCACACCGCAAAAACACUCAGAAACACCCAUAAGCCUGGUUUUGGCCCUUUAGACCACCAAGAUCAAACUCAACUCCAUGCACAGCCAGGAUGAAUAAGGACUUUGCAUCUGGACAAUCUUCUUUGUCUCCAUCUUCUUCUACUGGUGUGCGACACCAUAUUUGCUUUUGAUUCCGAUGCUUUCCUGAAAUGCAUCGUUUUAAAGUCGCAAGGGCAUUAUGAGUUAGUUUGGAGGGCCUUGAAAGGAAGGAAUUUUUGUAAGUGCAUGUGGUGGCAUCAUUAUGGGUGUCUCCUGUUUAUUUGUUUCCAUAGUGACCUCCAUGUGAGAACCCUUGCUCAGGGAGGAAUAAUCGAGGAUACAUACCGACGGUACACACCGCACCAAGCAGCCAGGGUUUGAGAUUGAAGUGAGCCGAAUAGAGCAAAAUACAGACCAGCAAUCUUACAGACCUGAGACUGAACCUUUCCUCUCUCGAGGUGCACAGGUUUCCGAUGACCAUGGAGUGGCUUACAGUUGAUCAGUGUCAGAUUGCCUAUUACUGUUACGAAGAGCCAUAACGACCAGAACCGAUGACAGCUUCGGUACGAGAACAUACUACAGGGUAGGAAUUAGCAGGUGCACUUCUGGGAAGCAGACCUGUCGCUCUUUCGCAUUGCACAGUAAUUGCCAAAGAGAAGAGACUUUAUGUGGCCUAUAUCCUGGUUGUCAAUACAAGUAAACUGCACACAGUUUUGUUCAUGACAUUAGUAAGAUGAGGACUGGGUCAAGAAUGCCAAAGAAAGGCAAUAAAACUGCAGAACCUCUUUCAGGAGAAGUGUGCUGUUUGAGGAUGCUGUGUAAACCCAUCAGAAAGAGUUUAUUUUGCAGUAUCGGUGCGUGAAUGUUUGUGUGUAUGUGUAUGCCUGGUUCUUAGCAUUUAUUGAAUCAUUUUAUAUAUGUAUAAAUAUAAAUGUAUACAUUUCACUUUUACAUUCUUCCAUUGUUCAUUUACCAUCAGAUAUCUUUAUAAUUUGAUCACUACAAGUGAUGCAGUGGACCAUAAAGAACAAAAACUUAUUAAACUUGUAUAAGAAUUCUCAUGCAUACGUAUGUCACCAGAGAUAAUAAGCAGUCCAGAGUUUUGCGAUCAACAGUGUAUUGUUUCUUUGUUUUUUUUGUUUUUUGUUGUUGUUCUUGAUGUUUAUUUGUACAUAUUUUACAUCAGUGAUCUUAAAUGAAAGGCUGUCUGUCCUUUUCAUCAUGGCUUGGGCUUUGUUCAUUGUCAGUGUCCUCAUAGUAUAAAUUAUUGUUAAGCCAACAACAUCUUUUGGCCUUAUAUUGUUGUACUUGUAAUUCUGCUUCAGUGUGCUUGUAAAAGUUGCAUGCCUUAUUGUUAUUGAUGCUAUGGCCUUUGAAUCAAUGUGGUAAAGAAAUCAAGCCCUUUGUCAGCUGAAUAGACCUUGGCCCUUGAAUCAGGAGGUUUUGGGUCAGUGUUUUAACCCUUUCUCAUUCUCAUUCUCAAAGGUUCAAACCCAAUCAAAUGAGCAACAGUAUUAGUCAUGAUGGUUGGACUCAAGCAAUAAGAAACUGGGGUCACACUUUACACAAAGUAUAUUGAGCAUCAGCCUUCACAGAGAAUGUAGAACACCUUCGUUAAUAUGUAACAGCAUAAUUGUAAAUCAUUUCUAAGAAACAAUAAUUUAUGAAAGAUAUGUAUUUUUUAAUGUUAUUCUUAAAUGCGACAUGCUUUUGUGUAACUUAAGAUCCAUCCUCUGAACAAAAUAACUGCACAAAUGCGCAUACAUUUUGAAAGUUGUGUCAUGGUCAUGAUUGUUUUGCAUUAUACAUACGAGAAUAUACAUACUUUGUGCAUAGUGUGACCAAAACUGGAGUGCAAUAAAUCAACAAAUGCUGUCAGA